This is a messenger RNA of Lethenteron reissneri (Far Eastern brook lamprey), 2301 nucleotides long. Its product is annotated as probable serine/threonine-protein kinase nek3. The record is from RefSeq and is a predicted model, not a curated record. Lineage: Eukaryota; Metazoa; Chordata; Hyperoartia; Petromyzontiformes; Petromyzontidae.
CGCUGCCCUCCAAGUUCGACUCCCGCUCACGGCCACCAACACUGCUGACGAUUACCUCAGCCGCUCCUGGGCCUCCCCGUGUAGCCGUUGCGAGCAGCACCGAUGAAGGCCGGCACGGCACGUGACACCAGUGUUGGUGGCCGUGAGCGGGAAUCGAACCCUGGGUGGCAAGUGUGCCGCUGGAGCCACGCUGCGAGCUGCGUGCUGAGGAGCGCCUCUCUGCACGAAGCCUCCUGGAGCCUCUCCCGGAGCAGUCACCAUGGAGGCUCAUGGGCUGCGCAGUACCUCACGCACCCUCGUGGCGCUGCUCGUGACGAGCUACGCGUUCCUCACGUCUGGGCCCACGGAGGAGAAGAAUUUCUCCCCGAACUGGCUGGUUAACCUGGGGGGAGCCUGGGAGGUCCAACCGCCACAGGCCGGGCAGCCUCUACCUCUCGCCAAAGCGACCGUGGCUGUCCACAUCAGCGACCGGCUCGCAGAUCACGAAGCCAAGAGGGAGCCUCGAGUCGCUUCCUCUCCCAGCCAUGGCGUGGAGGUUCCCCAAGGAGGAGGAGGAGAAGACGACGACCCAGCUCCCUUAGGGUGGAAGACCUUCAUGGAGAUGCUGCACAGCAGGCCGGUGGCCAUCGCCUACGAGGUGGCGAGUGCAGGGAUCGCCCUCCUCAGCCUCGGAGUGUGGCUGAAGAAUGCAGUGUGGCGUCCGCGACCUCCUGCCAUGCCAGCAAUGGCCGUCCACACCACCAACCUCCCGAAACAAAAGGCUCGGUCGAACUUGGCCGAGAUGGUACCUCAAGCAGCUUCUUCUUUAGGCUGUUGGAUGACGGUUCCGCAAGAUGGAGAAUACCCGUCUCCCUCAAGGUGGACGACCUUGAUGAAGAUGCUGCACAGUGGGCCGGUGGCCAUCACUUACCACGUGGAGAGCACGGGGAUCACCAUUACCAGCCUAAGAGUCUGGCGGAAGAAUCAAUUGAAGUCAUCGCAACGUGGACGAAUUUACCGAAGCCGCCACAUGAGAGGAUCCAUGUGGAAAUUGGCUCGGGGCAAGCGCCACCCCAUGAAAAUCAAGAGGACCCACAGAUCCCUCAAGACUCGGCUGGAUGGCUGCUCCAUGAUGAAUAGCUCACCAACACUUAACAGCGCACCCACCAACAGCACCACUCCUACCAACACCAGCACUCCUACCAACAGCACCACUCCUACCAACACCACCAUGACAAACCCCACCCCGACCAACAUUGCUAUCUCGACUAACACCAUCACACUUUCAAAUACCACCACCUCUACCAAUGCUAUCCUGACUAACACCACCACCUCUUCCAACCCUACAAACCCUACCAACAACAUCUUCUCCACCUUCACCACCACCAGGGCCGACACCAUUACCCCAGCUGAGCGUGAGUGGUGUCACCUCAUGAUCAUGGCCCGCACCAAUGCCCGCUGCACUACAAUAAGCUCAAUUAUCCCUACCAGCUCAACCACCAACUCCCCCGCUCCUACCAACUCCACCACCUCGACCAGUCCCACGCCUACCAACAUUACCUCCUCUACCCUCACUACCACUCCCAGCCACAUCACCCCAGCUGAGUAUGUGUCCAGCCUCAUGAUCAUGAGGGAAAAGAGAUCACUCUUCAUGGCCCGGAUCAAUGCCUGCUCCACCACUCCUACCAACUCCACCACCUUUAGAAUCCGCACACCUACCAACACUACCACCCCUCCCAACACCGCUACCCUGACCAAACGCAACUACUCCGACGAACACCACCACUCCUACCAAAACCAACCCUACCAACGCCAACCCUAUCAACACCAACCCUACCAACACCAUUAUUCUUACUACUACCCCUACCAACACCAACCCUACCAGCACCAAUCCUACCAACACAAUGACUCCUACCAAUACGACCACCCCAACCGACACCAUCACUCUUCCCAACAACAGUCCUAUCAACGUUACCUAUCCUACAAACGCCAACUCUAUAAACACCUUGACCCCUACCAACACCACCACCCCAAAUAAGAAAUAAUACAAAAUAAAUAACAUUACAACAUCGCUGCACCCUUUGCAUGUUAGCGUGCUGCCCUACGAAGCCGGCGACCGGAGUUAAAUUUCCGCUCAUGGCCAACACCAGUGAUCGACUCAGUCUCAAAUUAGUGCCUGGUACUCAUUUAGCUGAGGCUACCUCGCAUGCCAGUCUGUUAAAUCUUUACGGGGGAUCUUUGUCUUUGACAUAUCUGUGGGCUAGAGUGUAGCUUGAUUUAUUGUUCAUGUGAGGGAUGCGCUUUGCCUGCAGCCGCCACUAC